AUGGCAAUUCAACGAGGACGUGAUAUGAAGAUGAAGUGUGGAGGCCGGAGACAGAUGAAUACAGAUAUCGAGGUUGAAGUCAUUUACAAAGAAACCAUUACACCAUCCUCUCCAACUCCUCCCCACCUGAAAUGUGUAGACCUCUCAGUUUUUGAUCAGAUAGUUCCUGAAACUUAUAUCCCACUGCUGCUUUUCUAUCCCAGUCUUGCCAAUCCUGAAACCGAUACCGAUCACCAGUCACUGGUUGCAGAAAAAUCCAGCAUUCUAAAAGCAUCACUAUCUAAAACACUCACUCACUUCUAUCCCUUAGCAGGGAAAUUCCAAUACAAUAAUGCAAUCAUUUGUGAUGAUCAUGGUGUUGCAUUCAUUGCAUCCAGGAAACUAAAGUAUCUGUUUCCAGCUGCUGUAGAAUCCACACACCUUCUUCUGGUCCAGGUCAACUUCUUUGAAUGUGGUGGAAUGGCAAUUGUAGUCAACAUUUUACAUAAGGUCGCGGAUGCUUUUACCUUGAGCACAUUCUUAAAAAGCUGGGCAGCAGCUUCCCUUGGCUCUAGUAGUAGCUGUACUACUCAUGAUCAUCCAGUGCUUCCUCCAAAGUUCGGUUCUGCAGCUUCUCUUUACCCAUCACAAGAUUUCUUAAACUCACGAAAACCUGAUUUUGUGGGAUCUGUUCAAGAAAAGUGCACAAGAAGAAGAUUCGUAUUUGAUGCCUCAAGGAUUGUGGCUCUCAAGUCCAAAUGUGCUAGUCCUGCCGUGCCACAUCCUACGCGUGUUGAAGUAGUGUCAGCACUCAUCUGGAAAUGUGCCAUGGACGCAUCGAGAUCAAACUUGGGUGUUAUAAGGCCUUCCUCGUGGUCUCAAGCGGUGAACAUGCGAAAAAGAAGAUCAGGUCACGCAUUCACAGAAAACUUGAUGGGGAAUUUUGUGUGGUCGUACACUGCAGCAAUGACAGUAAAUACUGAAGUAGAUCUUCAAAGCUUGGUUGCAACAUUCCGGAAAUGCAAGGAGGACUAUGAAGUAAACUUUCCUAAUGGGGUUACCGCUGAGCUUGCCUAUCAAAAAAUCAAAGAGUCUUGGAAGAACUUGGCAAAGGAGGGCAUAGACAACUAUGGUUGCACCAGUUGGUGCUGGUUUCCUUUCUACGAAACCAACUUUGGAUGGGGAAAGCCAUCAUGGGUAAGUACCCGUGGUUUUCAAGUCAAAAAUACAGUGGUAUUGAUGGAUGCGAAAGAUGGCGAUGGCAUCGAAGCGUCCUUGACUUUCAUAGAAGAGAAAAUGGCCAUAUUUGAAAGCAAUCAGGAGCUGCUUGCUUAUGCAUCUCUGAAUCCAAGUGUCAUUUAG
This is a messenger RNA of Fragaria vesca subsp. vesca, 1341 nucleotides long. Its product is annotated as BAHD acyltransferase At5g47980-like. The record is from RefSeq and is a predicted model, not a curated record. NCBI's taxonomy places the organism in Eukaryota, Viridiplantae, Streptophyta, Magnoliopsida, Rosales, Rosaceae. The coding region runs from base 1 to 1341 and encodes 446 amino acids. The transcript has 2 exons.